AUGGCACAGUUUUCAGAAGAGAUCAGGUAUCUUUUAGAAGAUAUGUCACUGUCAGAAGAUAUGCUACAGACUUGUGAAGAGAUGUCACCAGUUUCAGAAGACAUACCGAUUCUUGAAGACCUGCCACAGAUUUUAGAGAUGUCACAAAUUUCAGAAGAGACCAUGCAUGAGCUCAAGAAGAAGCUCAUUUUCGAUCGCGUUCCUGCAGCUAUCAUCGCCAGGUCUUGUUUGGCUAUCCUAAAAAGCAUGAUCAGCCUUUCGUACAGCAGUGUCAUGCUAUUCAUUGACAAAUAUAAUGAAUCUAGGCUUCGGCGCAAAUUUGAGGAGAUUCAGAAAUUUCAGGAAUUGACUCGCUCCUUCUCAGAUGAUGAGAACGACGAUCAUCUUGAAUUCAUCCGCUCCUUCGCAGAUGAUGAGAAAGACGAUCAUCCUGACUUCAACCAAGACCGCAAGGGUAGUUUGCUGCUUUACGCAGCAAGCGUGAUGCCCGUCUCAUGGUAUCUUCGUAAUCAUAAUGACGCUUCGGGGUUAUUUAUCGAGCAGGCAACAACGAUAAGAAUGUGCUGUCUCGAUGAGCUAAAGCAGCAUUACGGGAAUUCUUUCAUGGAUUCUUCCGAUGAUGAUGAUGGCCGUGCACUGUACCACAGGAUGUUGCAAGAGAUGGAAGCUUUGAGAAUGAAACAUCUUCGAGUGCCAGUCACCGACGACGUGGUUUCUGUGGCUCUGCGGACGUAUAAAGACUGUCGGGACCUCGACCUUCCAGCUCCGGAAGGGCUGGCCAUACAUGCCUUGUCUCCCUUGGACACUGGGAAGGAGUGGUUGGUUCAAGAGGUUGAGAUUUCAUCAGAACCAGACUCAUACCCCGAUGGGACAACAAUCGAGGCCAUCACCCUGACGCGCGACCAGCUGCGAGCUCAUUACAAGGGAGCUGGAUUUAAGAAGGAGGUUCCCGCGACUCACCCUACACUUGAUAACCUGGACCUCGAUUUUGACAAGGAGAUCUCCUGUGAAUACGGCAUUGUAGUUGCUUGGAGAUUUGUUGGAAGUGAAGCUUGGAUGGACCGCUAUGGCCACCUUGUUUCGCAGGACCCCCUUCUCCGAGACAAUCUGGGUUAUCCUGGACAGGUCAAUCGGGCUUACUCAAGCGAGUAG
This is a messenger RNA of Fusarium tjaetaba, 1152 nucleotides long. RefSeq lists its product as uncharacterized. Bases 1 to 1152 code for a protein of 383 amino acids. NCBI's taxonomy places the organism in Eukaryota, Fungi, Ascomycota, Sordariomycetes, Hypocreales, Nectriaceae. The record is from RefSeq and is a predicted model, not a curated record. The transcript is spliced from 2 exons.